Molecule: messenger RNA, 815 nt
Organism: Drosophila teissieri
Lineage: Eukaryota; Metazoa; Arthropoda; Insecta; Diptera; Drosophilidae
Exons: 1
Coding region: 42-677 (211 amino acids)
Source: RefSeq, a predicted model, not a curated record
UUUGCCAAGUCGAUAUCAACAGGCCAGAGUGCCAGAAAUGGAUGGUCCAGGUUUACUCCAAAUGUCGGGAUCUCUUCAAAGCUAAUACAUUGCCCAAUUGGGGUGUAGACAAUACGCCUGUUCUUUAUAAGGCAGGUGUGGAGGCCAUGACUGUCGUAGAUUGCCAUCGGCUCAAGCGGGAAUUGGCCAAGGAAGUGGCUAAAGAGAAUGACGAGGUUGAUGAUCUGGACGAUCUGGAUGAGCUGGAUGAUCUGGAUGAGGUUGAGGAGGUGGAGAACGCUCUUGAUCCAGAAAGAUUGGUGGGUCUAUUUCUGGUCCUCUGCGCAAUCGUUAUCCUGUUCGUUCUUUUAUGUCGAAUGAAGCGUCGAAACAUAGAAUUAAAGGAAGUUGAGGUUCCGAAACCGGAACCCCAGGAAGCUCCACCUGCUUCAGCCCCAAAAAAAAAGAGAAAUCGAGCCGCCAACUGCAAAAGCUGGAUGCGCAGGAGCUGUAGACCCUUCUUCCUCCACAACGAAUCUCAGGUCAGACAGUACCAAGCCCGUGCCGAAAUGGAGGUGGCUGUCCACGAGGAACGCACACGGCGGAAGAUCGCCAUGUGGACAAAGGCCCGGGAGAGGGAUGCCCAAAAGAAGAGGGAUAAGCUGCAAAGAAUCAUAGACAAGGCUUCCAAAACUUAAUACCGAAGGGCCACAAUACCUACAAUUUUUGAAAUAUUUGUAUGUACCCCUUUAAUGGAAAUCACACAUAAGUAAAUAAAAGUAUAAAUAUAAAAACAGCAAUUUACAAAUUACAUAGUCGUUUUCUCUUAGCUGGAU